UUUUUUGUAGUUAAAAUCUUGUUGGCAUAAUGGAAGUAGACGGCAAUGCAGUUUUGGCGAAGGCACUUCGAGAGCAGGGAGUCGAAUAUGUCUUCGGCAUCGUUGGAAUACCGGUGGUUGAACUGUCGAUGGCUAUGCAGGCCGAAGGAUUGAAGUAUGUCGGCAUGCGCAACGAACAGGCGGCCUGUUACGCAGCUCAAGCAAUUGGAUACUUGACCGGCAAACCGGGAGUAUGUCUAGUAGUAUCAGGACCGGGUUUGCUGCAUGUGACCGGAGGAAUGGCGAACGCGCAAGUAAACUGCUGGCCGCUGCUUGUUAUCGGUGGUUCUACAUCCCAGGACCACGAGGGUAUCGGCGGAUUUCAAGAGUGUCCUCAAGUUGAGUUGAGUCGACCGUACUGUAAAUAUGCAGCACGACCUCCAAGCGUGAGCUUAAUACCGCUUCACGUCGAAAAGGCUGUGCGCUUGGCGUGCUAUGGAAGGCCCGGUGCAACGUACCUAGACUUCCCCGGCAAUCUUUUGACGGCAAAGAUAGCGGAAGAUGCCGUACCGGUGCAGUAUACCCAUCCAGCUCCACCGGUACCAUUUCCCGAUCCGAAGCUUGUUGAAGAAGUGGCACAAUUGCUGUGCGCCGCCAAGCGUCCGUUGGUGAUUGUAGGCAAAGGGGCGGCCUACGCACGAGCCGAGCUGCAAGUUCGUCAAUUGAUACACCAGACAAAUUUACCGUUCCUUCCUACGCCUAUGGGAAAAGGUGUCGUACCAGAUCUUGACCCGCAGUGUAUUGCUCCGGCUCGUACACUGGCACUGCAAAAAGCGGAUGUCGUACUGCUGCUUGGCGCCCGUUUGAACUGGAUACUGCAUUUUGGACGUCCGCCGCGUUAUAGUUCGGAUGUAAAAGUUAUACAGGUGGACAUUAAUGCAGAAGAGCUGCAUAAUAGCGUACCGAGCAGGGUGGCUGUUCAAUCGCACAUUACACCCUUCACCGAGCAACUGAUUGAGAUUCUGACAAAGAAAAAGUUCCGUUUCGGGAACGACAAUGAAUGGUGGAAGGAUCUGAAGGCAAAGUGUGAGAAAAAUCGUAACACAGUCCAGCAGAUGGCACUGAACGUUGAGGUGCCGUUGAACUACUACGCAGUUUUCCAUCACUUGCAGCAGUACAUUCCCAAGGACGCCAUAAUAGUUAGCGAGGGUGCUAACACGAUGGACAUUGGUCGUACUCUACUGCACAACAAGCUUUCUCGUCAUCGUUUAGAUGCUGGUACAUUUGGAACGAUGGGUGUGGGUCCUGGAUUCGCCAUAGCGGCGGCUCUAUACUGUAGAGAUCGUUAUCCAGGCAAGAAGGUGAUCUGCGUGGAAGGAGACUCGGCGUUUGGAUUUUCGGGAAUGGAGUUGGAAACAAUGGUACGGUAUGAGCUGCCGAUAGUGGUAGUUAUAGUGAACAACGGUGGGAUAUAUGCUGGAUUUGAUAAGCAAACAUACGACGAUAUGCGCACCGGUGGAGAUCUUACGCAGGUAACUCCGGCAUCAGCAUUGACACACGAAACGCGAUACGAAAACAUGUUGAACAUGUUUGGUAUGAAGGGACACUUUGUACGUACCAUUUCGGAACUGCAGGCUGCCGUCAAGGAAUCGCUUACAGCAACGGAUAGGCCAAACAUUAUCAACAUUGCUAUUAGCCCGCAGGCGGAUCGCAAACCACAAGAUUUUAAGUGGCUCACCGAGUCGAAACUUUAA
Messenger RNA from Anopheles maculipalpis, 1733 nucleotides. RefSeq names its product 2-hydroxyacyl-CoA lyase 1 (gene Hacl). Gene Ontology annotation, molecular function: magnesium ion binding; catalytic activity; thiamine pyrophosphate binding. NCBI's taxonomy places the organism in Eukaryota, Metazoa, Arthropoda, Insecta, Diptera, Culicidae. Bases 30 to 1733 code for a protein of 567 amino acids. The transcript has 4 exons. The record is from RefSeq and is a predicted model, not a curated record. Gene Ontology annotation, cellular component: peroxisome. Gene Ontology annotation, biological process: fatty acid alpha-oxidation.